CUGCCAAGCUCAGCAGUUUCAUGGGUACCAUAGCACAGAAUGGCUACAUUGCACCCCUUACUUAUGUCAGCUGGAGGGCUGUACCGGAUGCAGCCAAAGAGGAUAUGUGGCAGAUCUUCCAGGCCCGAAGUCUCUUGCAACAAAAUGGAGGAGCUUUAAGUCCAUAGUAAAGGCUAAACAUGAGCAACUGAGGGUCCUUCUGCAUCAAUGGCCAAUCCUCAUAUCCCACUGGAACUCUGAAAGGGAAAAGGUGCGAACUGCUAUAAAUAAGGCUUGCCGCGCAAAGAUGGAGGAUGUGCAUACUUUAGGGAGUAAGAGCUAUGUCAGGUUACGUGAGGAGGAGAGGGAGAAGAGGCCAAAUGGGGAGGAGCCAACUAGGGAUGAGGUUUAUAUAUUAACCCACACACAUAAAGAUGGGAAACCUGUUAAUGAGGAAGCAGCAGCCAAAAUUGACCAUGAGGGUUUGAGGGCAAAAUCUUUCAGUUCCUUAGAAUUGCAUGUACAUGUCUUAACUCCUCUGCUGGUCAAAGGCCAACAAUGCUUGAAUUACACUGAGACAUUGAGGAAAUCUGAAAUUGCUACGCCAAUUACCUUGCAUCAAAUUGUUGAGGUAGAAAUUAUUGAAUUGAGAAAAUUAUGUAAGAUAUUUGCUGCUAUCUCUGGACGUUGUUAAAGUACGCUUACUUGCUGGAAUAUUUUUUUGUUAUAAAAAGGGAAAUAACAAAGUUGUAUUGAAUCUAUAUAUAAUGGUAAAUAAAGUCAUAUAUAUAUGCAU
Quercus lobata is the source of this 775-nucleotide messenger RNA. RefSeq lists its product as uncharacterized. The coding region runs from base 287 to 673 and encodes 128 amino acids. The transcript has 5 exons. NCBI's taxonomy places the organism in Eukaryota, Viridiplantae, Streptophyta, Magnoliopsida, Fagales, Fagaceae. The record is from RefSeq and is a predicted model, not a curated record.